Messenger RNA from Desarmillaria tabescens, 1497 nucleotides. Its product is annotated as NOL1/NOP2/sun family-domain-containing protein. Gene Ontology annotation, cellular component: nucleolus. The record is from RefSeq and is a predicted model, not a curated record. The transcript has 6 exons. Gene Ontology annotation, molecular function: rRNA (cytosine-C5-)-methyltransferase activity; RNA binding. NCBI's taxonomy places the organism in Eukaryota, Fungi, Basidiomycota, Agaricomycetes, Agaricales, Physalacriaceae. The coding region runs from base 1 to 1497 and encodes 498 amino acids. Gene Ontology annotation, biological process: maturation of LSU-rRNA; rRNA base methylation.
AUGGCCAACAUGGAAGCCCGGUCGCGCGCAUUGGAUGCAAAAGCCGCUGCUGAAGCUAAAUUGGACGCUGAAGAGUUGCAGCAGGCAGCAUUCGACGAAGAGGACGAUGAUCUCGACAUGGACGACGACGAAGACGAUGUGGAUGGGGAUGGGGAGGACAAAUUUCAUCUACCUACAGCUGCUGAGAGAGAAGAGGAAAACAAAUCAGGUGGUCCUGAUGUGAAUAUGAUACAGCGGCGUAUGAGAGAAUGCGUACGGGUGUUGAGUAGGUUCAAGAAGUUGGCCGAACCGGGACGCUCUCGAUCAGAAUAUACUGACCAACUGCUGGCCGACAUUGCAAGUUACUAUGGUUAUAAUGACUUUUUGGCGGAGAAGUUGUUUCUUCUCUUUCCCAUCGGCGAGGCCAUUGAGUUCUUUGAAGCCAACGAAGUAUCCCGUCCUGUCACGAUUAGAACAAACACCCUACGGACUCGGCGGCGCGACCUCGCGCAGACACUGGUUAAUCGCGGUGUUAAUCUGGAACCUAUAGGUAAAUGGACGAAUGUUGGGUUGCAAGUUUUUGAGAGCAGUGUCCCCAUCGGUGCUACUCCCGAAUAUCUCGCCGGACACUACAUGCUUCAAGCAGCGUCUUCUUUUCUUCCUGUGAUAGCUCUAGCGCCAGAACCAAAUGAGCGCAUCUUGGAUAUGGCUUCGGCCCCUGGAGGGAAGACCACACACAUUGCUGCUCUUCUGCAAAAUACCGGGGUUGUGUUUGCUAACGACGCGAACAAGUCCCGAACGAAGAGUCUUACAGCGAAUGUACAUCGUCUGGGUUGCAAGAAUGUUGUCGUCUGUUCCUAUGAUGGUCGAGAGUUUCCCAAAGUUAUGGGAGGAUUCGACCGGGUCUUGCUUGAUGCUCCAUGCAGCGGUACGGGCGUCAUUAGCAAGGAUUCAAGCGUAAAAGUGAACAAGUCCGAACGCGAUUUCACACUAUUGUCGCACCUCCAAAAGCAGCUUAUCCUCUGCGCUAUCGACAGUGUUAGCCCCGAGUCAAAGACCGGUGGAUAUCUUGUGUACUCGACUUGUUCCGUUACCGUGGACGAGAACGAGGCCGUAGUGGACUAUGCUCUAAAAAAACGGCCGAAUGUCAGGCUGGUUGACACUGGUCUUGAGUUCGGGCGAGAGGGCUAUACGAAGUAUCGCGGGAAGACUUUCCAUCCGAGUGUCAAGUUGACCCGGAGGUUCUAUCCCCAUGUGCACAAUAUGGAUGGUUUCUUUGUUGCGAAGUUCAAAAUCGAGAAGAAGGGCAAGGAACGUCCGGUCGCUACGCAGAAGGAUGAAGCCGUCUCACAAGGGCUGGAGGCUGCUGAGGAUACGGAAGCCGCAGCGUUCGAUUCAGACGAAGAUCGGCCGUAUCUUGAAGAUGCCAAACGCCGACGUAUGAAAGCGAAGGGCUUACGGCCACCGCCUCGGACAAAACCCCCUCCAGUCUCUUCCGCUGUAUCAGCUACAGCAUAA